AUGGCCAACUUCAAAGCGCAUCUCAGUCCUUACUACCUCGAGGCCGCGCUCGCUGAAGACCGUAGAGACAUUCAUAGACCUUUGAUCAUCGAUGUGGAUCGCAACGACAUGGGCAAGUCUGCUCCGUCACUGGAGUUGAUCAAGGGCAAGAUCAACGACUGUCUUCUAGACAUCCAAGCGCGAGCUUCCACAGCCACCAAGCUUUACGUUAUUGGUGGUUGGAAUCUUACACCGCAGGAGACGAACAACACCGAGGCCUCGAAAAUGGAGUGGCGCACAGAUAUGGUAAAGCGUGAGUGGCGUGAGGCUACGGAAAAGAUAGCGGAACUGAUCUCGUCAAUGACUGCGCUGAAGGAGUUGACCUGGAUUUCUGGACUGCCAUUCAUGGCAUGCGUAUGGGAAAAGCUACCCACGACGUUGACAAAGCUUGUUCUCGACCUUGGUCAGCCCGUCCGUCUCGAGCAAGAUGGUGAUGUUCAGUACAAGUCGUACAUCACAACAAACGAGAUGAAGCCGCUGCAGCAUCAGACGAUGCUUAAGGAGCUUCGUCUGCUCCGAUUAUACGACUCUCUUCAGUGCGUGGUCUGGGAGACUGUCUUCCGCAACAAGUCCAGGGGUGGGAUUCGCGUGCUCGACCUUCAGAUGGCCGCUGCACCCCUUGUACGCUUGGAGCACUGGCGUCAGGCGAAAGAUGUCGUAGGACUCACCGUGCCGAAUGAAGAGUGCAAGGAGAAGGAAUACAAGGGACUCGACGGAAUAGGCGCACUCCACUACUCUGUCGGAACCGGCGAAUACCUUGAUGACUUUUGCAUGCGCAAGGCUCGAAUUGCUUCCGGUGUCGAUGAGGCUAUACCUCUCCCGCUCUGGUGUCUCAAGCUCGAUGGAUUCGUCGUCGACCAUCUCCCCUUCCAACAGGAGUUGUCCCGCAUCGUCCUCCUGACUUGUGGGUCGAGCUGUGUGGACGCCGGCCUACGUGCUCCUCAGACUUCGCAAGCUCCCCUCAAAGACUUAUCUGCAUUGGACAACCAUACACCUAGGCAUUGCGUGAUCCAGUGGCCGCGAUGGACCGGCAUUUUCGACGACCAAGGCGAGCAGUGCGAUUCAUUUGGUAACAUCGCCUCCCAAGAUGCUGGACUAUCAACUCCCCUCGACGAGCAUACUCCGAACUCCCCAGUGGCGUUGACGGCAAAGAAUCUGGACAUGAAGGCCAUGACCGACGCCCUGACGGAUCUGAUGAACAACAGCGACAAAUACUCCGGAAAGUCUUCUGGUGGUUUAUGCCCUACGGUUACCAUGUCGAACCUCUCCUACCGCGGCUCAGAAGUCCCCACCGUGACUGACGAAUCCGUACCGGCGGUCGAUGGUUCAACUACAGAUGACUCGCCCCCAGCCUCUUGCUCAAACGUCAUGUCCACCGACGCCUCCAGCAUCUCUGCUUCACCUCCUUCUACUGAUGAGGAGAGCUUUGAGAUACUCAGCCUAACUCAUCGUGACGCCGCAAUGGUGGACGACAGCAUCCUCACGAAUACUGAUAGCAAGGCACCUCAACCUACUGGGCCCACACAAGACAAGGUAAGGUAA
Molecule: messenger RNA, 1581 nt
Organism: Dothidotthia symphoricarpi CBS 119687
Lineage: Eukaryota; Fungi; Ascomycota; Dothideomycetes; Pleosporales; Dothidotthiaceae
Exons: 5
Coding region: 1-1581 (526 amino acids)
Source: RefSeq, a predicted model, not a curated record